UCAGUCAUCGCCGCCUUUGCCGCUGCCGUCAGGGAGAAGUGAAGCGAGGCAAAUAACGUGAACUUCUACCUUUAUUUUGUGUUUCGAAACGUUAUGGGAUUCUUUUGUCUAGCAUUUCACAAAACCAUGGCCUGUAGAACACAACAGGGUAUUUUGAAGGCUACGGAAACAUCUCGGAGCGCUGCUGCAGACAGAGUGAGGACCCGAACUCACUGAUGUGAGGUGUAGUGCUUUUCUGAGUGUGCUCAUCCACUCUUGAGCAUCAGGAUGAGUGGGACAGGAGAGCAGACUGAUAUCUUGGCUGUCGGGAGCAUGGUCCGGGAGCGAUGGAGAGUGUUGAAGAAGAUUGGUGGAGGUGGUUUUGGCGAGAUUUAUGAAGUGCUGGACCAGGUGAACCAGGUCAGUGUGGCACUGAAAGUGGAAUCUGCCCAGCAACCAAAACAAGUCCUGAAGAUGGAAGUAGCAGUUUUGAAAAGACUUCAGGGUAAAGACCAUGUUUGUCGUUUUGUUGGCUGUGGACGCAAUGACCGAUUCAACUAUGUAGUUAUGGAGCUUCAGGGAAGGAACUUGGCCGACCUUCGACGCAACAUGAGCCACGGCACCUUUACCGUUUCCACCACACUCAGGCUGGGCAGACAAAUCUUAGAAGCCAUCGAGAGCAUCCACUCUGUGGGCUUCCUGCACAGAGACAUCAAACCCUCCAACUUCGCAAUGGGCCGACUUAACAGUACAUGCCGAACCUGUUACAUGCUAGAUUUUGGGUUGGCACGCCAGUUUACAAACUCAUGUCAAGAAGUCCGUCCACCACGUCCUGUGGCAGGAUUCAGAGGGACCGUCCGUUAUGCUUCCAUUAAUGCUCACAAGAAUAAGGAAAUGGGUCGACAUGAUGACCUGUGGUCUUUAUUUUAUAUGCUUGUGGAGUUCAUGGUGGGUCAGCUACCAUGGAGAAAAAUCAAAGACAAAGAACAAGUUGGAAAUAUGAAGGAGACAUACAACCAUCGCCUCUUGCUCAAGCACCUCCCAGAUGAGUUUAGCGUUUUCUUUGAUCAUAUCUCCAAUCUGGACUACUACACUAAACCAGAUUAUCAGCUCCUGAUGUCAGUCUUUGACAACAGUAUGAAGAGUUACAAUGUCGUGGAAAAUGACCCAUAUGACUGGGAGAGACUGGAUUCAGAGGACACACUUAAUGUGGGAACUCUGGCAACCACAGCCCAGCAGUUGACUCGUCUCACACCUGCAUAUUUAGGUAUGGCCAAUGCCUCUGCAAUCCCGGGUGAUCUGCAGCGUGAGAACACAGAGGACGUCCUUCAGGGUGAGCGCCUCAGUGAGGCUGAUAACUGCGCCCCCAUCCCAACACAGCCAGCACUGGGAGCCGAUGUCUGGGAGGAUGUGGAGCACAGCCGUGACCGAAACCUCAACCACGUUCAGCCACAAAUCAGAAAGGUGGCUAGUGAGGAGGAGCGAAGCAAAGAGGGCAACCAAAGCCCCAACAGUGGCUCCAUCCAGGGCUCUCCCAGACGCGUGCGCUCCGAAACCUUGCUCAUCGACCACAUGGCUCCGCUGCUAAGACGGAUUCGCCACAGUCAGAGCAUGGGGCUGGAUAAGAGACUGACUCCCGAACCCAAACCUACAAUUGAACGCUUCCUUGAGGCCUAUUUAGGAAAGCAACGUCCAGGUCUGCCCCAAGACAGGGCUGUCUGCCGGGUCGAGCAAGGCUCUUUGGAGGAUGAGGAGGGGGCAGCAAGCAGUGGUUACGUUGCCGUGAACCUCAGCCCUGUCCCACAAGAGGGCGACUCGCAGGAGUGGGUCCUAGUGGAGCUUGAGGGUGGUAGCGGUUCAGCCGGCUCUAAACCAGAUGAGGAGGAACGCUCAGGGAUCUCGCCACGCUCCUCCAGCCCCCUCGCUCUCCCUCGUACCUGGUCUGAUCCCCUGCCUCAGCGCACUAGCAACCUGAGCGGCACAGUUGAUUUCCACACAGGUGUCUGCCACACUGGACCUCCAUUUGCAAGACUUCCGGGUCUACCUGGAGUAAUAGGCCUGUCUGGAUUGAGAAGACUACCGACAAUACAGCCUGCGACAAUGGCACACCUUAACAGGACCCAUCUGGAGCAGUCCUCCAGUGCAGCAGUACAGUCCGUUCAGCCUCAGAAGAAGACAGGAGACGACUUUCAGCCUAACAAUCCAUCAGGAACUGCGGAAAAGGAGCACAACCAUGUGCCAGCAGUCAAUUCACCCUCUAAAAGCCCUAACAAGCCAGAUGAAAACAUGAUUUCUGUUAAGGCCUUUGAUAAGGAUGUGGAGAGCGACUCGGGCUGUCCUGACGGUGGACCUUCUUCAACCCCCAACCAGGGUGAGAUGACAGGACACAGUGUUGAUGUAGCUCCAGCUUCACCUCGUGAACUCUCUCCACGAGCCAGUCGCAUCCCAGUCCGUGACCCGGACUCUCCGACCCGCAAGUGUUUUCCGGCUCCGCUUUCUCCAUCUUUGUCACUGUCAUGCGAGCACUUCCCCUCAGCACUGCUGCGUGACAAAUUCACCUUCCCCACCGGUUCUCGAGGGUCAGACUGGCAGGUGGAGGAGCCGCUGUCUUUGUCCUCCUCCUCAGGACCUCUGUCGAGCAAGAGUAAAAUACCAAGACCCAUAAGCCCCACACUAAUGACGGAUCAGAUCUCUGCUCGAUUUAUUCCUCGACCGCCACCAGGAAAACCACCUCUCCGCACUGGUGGAGAAAACAGACGCAGACGUUACCGCAUUCGUGCCAGCAGCACCGGCGACACGGACCUCCUUGACAACCUGUCUCAACUGAUGCAGGAGCGAGGUGGACUGACCGUCAGCUCGUCCCGCUGCCAGAGGACCACCGCUUGCUCUCUGCAGCGCUCGCUGAGCUCCUCUCCUUCUCGUUUUGAAGGUGCUCACAGCCAAUCGCCAAGCAGCUGCUCCGCCUCCCCCCCUCCAAGAAUCAGUGACUUGCGAGUAAACCACGCCUCUGGCUUCUGCUCCAGAGUCAGAGCCGGCAGUGCUGAGAACAAAACCACCCCCAAAAUGAGCAAAUAAACAGAAAAGUGUGUAAAGAGAAACGUCCAGCGGUUUUAAAAGUAGCUUUUAACGUCUCCUGAAGAACUGUAGCCUUUUUACAAGUGGUGUUUUGAUGAGUAGAGAGGUAAAAGGUUUUGCCGGUUGGUUGUGAUGUUCUUGAAAGUAUCAUGUUUUGGAGAUUUUAGGGAAACGUUAAGUAUUAAAGAGAUAUUUCACUCAAAAAUGAACAUUUGCUGUUACUUUACUCAUCAUGGUGGAGAUUUUCAGCUAAAAAACAUGGUGCUUAAUGAUUCAUAUAUAUAUAUAUAUUGAAAAAGCAUACAGGCAAAACAAAACUAAUGUUACCAAAACUACAUUUUAACUUUUUAAUUCUCUUUCUAAUCCACUGCUUGUAAUUUCUCUUCAUAAAACCGCUGUGGAUUGGUUUUUAUUAUGCCUAUAUGUCUGUUUGUUUUUGACUCUCAAGGUACUUGAAGCUGUUGACUAAAAUUUUAUGAAUCAACAAGGACCUACAUUUUCUUUUAAGUUAAAAAUCGUUCAAGUUUUCCUGACGGACCAGAUGAACUGAGUGAGUAAAACAACAACAAAUGUUCAUAUUUCAGUGAACUAUAAUUCCUUAAACAUGCUGAAAUCUUCCAGUGACGCUGUGUAUCUUUAUAUCUAAAAAGAGCUGAUUUCACUUCAUCUUUUUUUUAUUCAAUAUAGUUUGUGCCAUACUGUGUUUUAUUUUCAUGUAUAUAUGUUUUUGUUCCUAUAUAUACAUUUUUUAAAUAUAGUUUUUUUUUUUAAUACCAAUUUUGCAUAAUCUGACUUCCUCGUUGUCUUAUUUUAAACACUAUCAUUCAAUCACUAAUGUUUGAAAUGUGAAAACAAUGAGGCGGCACGUAGUACCUCAUUGUAUUCUAUCAAACAGAUGCAUGUUACUUGUUUUGCAGGCACUUCACAUCUUUAGCCUCAUGUUUUUCCCCCAACAAGUGUUGAAAUGCUCUUUUCAGCUAACGCAGGGGUGUGAAAUUCAAUUCCUGGAGAGCCACAGCCCUGCAGAGUUUAGUUCCAGCCUUGCUUCAACACACCUAUCUGUAGGUAUCAAACCUAAAGCACUCAAUUAGUUUGAUCAGGCGUGUUUAAUUAGGGUUGCAACUAAACUGUGCAGAGCUGCGGCCCUCCAGGAACUGAGUGCACCUGUGAGCUAAUGGCUAUCUAUACACUAUAAUAUCAUUCAUGUAUAGAUACACCUGGUCCAAGCAAGCAUGUGUAAAUAUGUAUUUCAGGGAAUGUAUGUACUGUAAACUGUAUCAUCUAUAGAAUGUAUUUAUUUAUUUAUUGGAUGUGGUUACGUACCUGACGAUGUAGCUUUAUUACCCGCUACUGAGGGAAUUCGCCAUCACAUUAAGGGUCCUUGCAGUUGCCAAGUAUAAUCUCCUCCAUGCCUGCAAUAUCAUACUAACAACCCCUGUAAAUAGUCAUAACGUCGACAAGAAACUUACUGAUUUAUUCCAGUGAAAUGCUACGGACCCUUCUAGGAACUCUUCAUUCAGACACUAUAGUCCCAUUACUAUAUUACUUGAACACAUCAGCAAGAUGUCUGUUUGAUACGUUGGCUGUUUCGGACUCGAUUUGGGAUUGAAUUCUCUCUUGUUGUAUUUGUUGAAAGCAUUAGGCCGAUGUACAAAGAAAGGGAUUGUAGCUACCGAGUCAUUACCAUGAGUUUGUUGUGUGCUGUGCUGCUAGAAUAGCUGUUUUGUUCAGGAUCGUUUAUUUGUUUUGUUUUCUGAAGGUAUUUUUACUUUAAGAGCAUCAGUUUAGGCUCCAUCAACUGAGGGAUGGCGAAUUGUACAUAAUCUGAACUGUAUAUAGAUAUAAAUAUAUUAAGAGAAAAUAAAUUCCACCUCAUGCUUCAUGUACUGUAUUUUGCUAACAAACAUAUUUCAAUCAUGCAAAAAAGUUGGAAUGUAUAUGUAUUCAUAUUAAUGGAAUAAAUAAGUACUCUUAAGUA
Danio aesculapii is the source of this 5032-nucleotide messenger RNA. RefSeq names its product tau tubulin kinase 2b (gene ttbk2b). The record is from RefSeq and is a predicted model, not a curated record. The transcript has 15 exons. NCBI's taxonomy places the organism in Eukaryota, Metazoa, Chordata, Actinopteri, Cypriniformes, Danionidae. Bases 268 to 3054 code for a protein of 928 amino acids. Gene Ontology annotation, biological process: signal transduction; peptidyl-serine phosphorylation; cilium assembly. Gene Ontology annotation, cellular component: cytoplasm; ciliary transition zone; nucleus. Gene Ontology annotation, molecular function: ATP binding; protein serine/threonine kinase activity.